Penicillium argentinense is the source of this 1872-nucleotide messenger RNA. RefSeq names its product MFS transporter. Gene Ontology annotation, cellular component: membrane. Gene Ontology annotation, molecular function: transmembrane transporter activity. NCBI's taxonomy places the organism in Eukaryota, Fungi, Ascomycota, Eurotiomycetes, Eurotiales, Aspergillaceae. Gene Ontology annotation, biological process: transmembrane transport. The transcript has 3 exons. The coding region runs from base 1 to 1872 and encodes 623 amino acids. The record is from RefSeq and is a predicted model, not a curated record.
AUGGCGACCUCCGACGGCCACGCCGAUCCGGGCAUCGAUAAGCGGGACUUCGAUGCGAACCGGCCAUUGCUUCAAGAUGGACACGAGAGUGAACACGGACAGCAAUGCCCUUGGAAUAGACAUUCGCGAACAGUGUCGCACCGUUCUCGAGCUUCAGGUGCCAGCCAGGGCUCUGCCAGUAAUGAUGGCCUACUGAGUAAUGUUGUUGAGGGCAUUGUCGAGCGCGACCGUCAGAAGAUGCAUAAAGAAGCAGUGCGGGUGACGAGCUUCGUCUGGGGGAUAAUAACCUGCCUAGGCGCAGGGAGCAUCACCGCAUUUUCUCUUUACGGACAUCUAUUUCUUACCCGACUUCACUACUCCCAACUCCAGGUCAACGCGGUCUCCAUCGCAGCCGAGAUUGCGAUGUAUCUCCCUGUCCCUCUGUUCGGAUUCCUAUGCGAUCGAUAUAGUCCAUCGCCUUUGGCCUUGGGAUCUGGAUUUGUGUUUGGUCUGGGUUAUCUUCUCGCUGCGAUAACCUAUCGAAAUGGCCCGCCACAGGAUAUUGGAGGCACAGGAUUGCCAUUCUGGGUGAUGGUUGUGUCAUUCAUCCUCGUCGGUAUGGGGACAAGCUGUAUGUAUCUCGCUGCCGUGGCGACAUGCGCAAAGAACUAUGGCCGCGGAAAGCAUAAGGGAAUUAUGCUGGCCAUGCCUAUUGCUGCAUUUGGCCUGAGUGGAAUGUGGCAGAGCCAAAUUGGAUCUUAUGUUCUCUGCGAGCGAAAUUCUGAUGGCAACUGUGGCGACGUGGAUGUCUUUCGGUAUUUUCUCUUCCUAGGAGUGAUGCUCUUGGUCAUCGGGAUCGUCGGCACAUUUGCUCUACGCAUAGUGGACGACGAAGAAGAUAAAUAUAUCGAUGAGACCGUGGAAGAGUUGGAGCGCAGCGGUCUACUUGAAGAGAGCGAUUUCUUCCGACCUCAUAACGAAGUGAGAUCUGCUGUUGAAUAUGGCACAUUCAACGCUGGUGCUGGCGAGCAAGGCUCAAUGACACUAUCAGAAGAAGAGCGAGAAGAAAGAAGACGCGAAAAAGAACGCGAGGAAGAAGAACGCCGCAAGAAGAAUUGGCUUCUUAACUAUGAAACACGCAUCUUUCUUCAGGACCCAACAAUGUGGUGGCUGGCUGCUGGAUUCUUCCUUGUGACGGGUCCAGGCGAAUCUUAUAUUAACAACGUUGGUACUGUCAUUCCAACCCUUACGCCCAGAAACUACGCACCGGAAUCUGUUCCACCCGCGGGCCUUCCAUCAACACAUGUCAGCACAAUUGCAUUGACAUCAACAAUUGCCCGGUUGCUCACCGGAUCUUUGUCCGACUUCUUUGCACCUGCAGCAACACAUCUAUUCCCUCCGAUCCCAGAAGAUCACCGGCAUCGAUCUGUGGCCGCCGCAGAUGGUGAAUCACGCCCAACGCUCUCGCGAAUGGCAUUUCUCCUCCCUUCAGCACUCUUGCUCUCUCUCGGAUUCCUCAUUCUCUCUACUCCUAUUCCCCUGAAAGAGCCGUCCAUUUUUCACCUUACCACUGCCCUCGUCGGAUUUGGGUAUGGGAGUGCCUUUUCUCUCACUCCGAUAUUAAUCUCCGUCGUCUGGGGGGUUGAGAACUUUGCCACAAAUUGGGGUAUCGUUGCCAUGAUGCCUGCUCUUGGUGCAGCACUUUGGGGUGUGGUUUACUCCAGCGCCUACCAAAACGCGCUGAAUGAUGGCUCUGGAUCACCUGAUGGUCAGUGCCAUGGCUGGCGUUGUUUUGGUUAUUGGGCGACGGGUUGUACUGUCAGUGUUUGGGUUGCCGUCGUGGCUCUAUUGGCUGCCUGGCGAGGAUGGAAACGCCGAGGAGUCGUCGUAUAG